UCUGCUCUCUCUCUCUGCUCUCUCUCUCUGCUCUCUCUCUCUCUUUGCGACCCUUUCCUGAGCCUAUUCUGCCGCUUACGGGAUCCCUUGUUAUCAAAUGCAAAUUAGCCCAGAAAUGGUCGACAGUGCACAUCCGACAAUAAAAAUAAGUGAUACCUUCCAAAGACAGAAUGACCAGUUGUUAAACACUUUCCCUUACUAAGAAACACACUGCAUGUGGUCACUGAGUGUUCUCAGGGAAAGGAAUGUAGCAAUGGCCUCCUGGCCCGGGCUUGAAUAAUGCAGUUCCCAUAUUUGUCGUGUUGUGAUUGGUGGCAACGAGUGGUGGGAUCAUUGUUGUAGAACUGCAGGAUGUCCUGAGGAAGACGCUCAGCGCUCCGGCCUCUACAGGGGCGUCUACAGCACGGCAGCAUUCAGGGGCAGGGCCAAGAGGCACCUCUAUAUACUUCUCUUACACCCCAUUGGUCUCCUGAGGUGCUGCCCAGGCCUGGAACGUGGGUUAACGUUGGCUGUGGAUUGCUCCCUCUCCUCUCCAACCCCCUUCCGAAGGUACCAGUAGACAAGAAUGUAUUUGUUAGAGGGACUGAACAGCAACAGCAACAGCGACAAAACAUCAACAGAGAUUUGAUUUUGGUUUUGUGUUGAUUGGUUGGUUUAGUCAGACCUCCUCCAUUAUCAGGAAACAGUGGAAGUGUUACGAAAAGGGUUUUGAAGAGAAGCUCUGCUGUACUGGGAGGGGUGAGGAAACUAUGUCAGAAACGCUUUGGUUCAGACUUCACGGCUGAGCAACCACGAUAGAACCAGGAGGUAUCAGAGUGUUGGCUCAGCAACCACGAUAGAACCAGGAGGUAUCAGAGUGUUGGCUCAGCAACCACGAUAGAACCAGGAGGUAUCAGAGUGUUGGCUCAGCAACCACGAUAGAACCAGGAGGUAUCAGAGUGUUAACUCAGCAACCACGAUAGAACCAGGAGGUAUCAGAGCCCUCAGGUUGAUUGACUGAGCAGGCGGGACAGGUGGCGAGAAAGAAACAGACGGGGGUGUUAACUUCACGGAAGUGAACCAGGAAAAGAAAAAGGUUAUAUUCGGCGAGAUACACACUUCCAUCGACAGUUUGGCAUUCACAUUUGGCAAUGUAGUGUCUGACUUCCUUAUGGGAGAUGUGGACAGCCAAUCAGGGUUGGGGAUCCCCCAGACCAGAAGAAGCAGGUCUUUUGAGAACCUCUCUGUGGAUUCUGGGGGGUAUGUUCCAGAGAAGAAAGGCCUUGUGGGCCCAGGGGUGGCGCUGUCUAAAGAGGAGGAGGUUGACGUGACCCUGCAGAAGAACGACAGCGGGGUGGAGUCAGCUCUGCUCUAUGCCAAGGCCUGGUCCAAGUACACCAAGGAUCUGCUGGCCUGGGUCGACAAACGCCUGGGACUGGACAUUGAAUGUGCCAAAAGUUAUGCCAAAAUGGCAGAAUCUGCAAAGACGCUCGCGAGUCAACAGGACUACAUGCCGUUCAGAGAUAUCUAUAUUUCUACGUUUAAGAAUGACAUUGAGUACAGCCAACUCCUCCUGCAGACUGCCACUGCCCUGCAGACCAACAAAUUCAUACAGCCGCUGUUGUCCAGAAAGACUGAGCUGGACAAACUGAGGAAAGACAUCAAGGAGCAGUGGCAGAGAGAACAGAAGAAAAUGCAAGAGUCCGAGGCGGCUCUGCGUAAGGCUCGGUGGACCCAGGUCCAGAGGAGAGACGAGUACCACAAGGCCCAGUCCUCAACCAGCCGCUCCCAGGAGGAACAGUCCAAACAGCUGGACAAGAAGAGGAAACUGGAGGAGGAGGCUCUUCAGAAGGCUGAGGAUGCCAGAGACCAGUACAGAUCCUGUGUAACUGAUGCAGGGGCCAGGAGGGCAGAGCUGGCCAGCACCAAGACAGACAUCCUCACUCAGAUCAGAGAACUGGUGACUCAGUGUGACCUCACACUCAAAGCUGUGACAGUCAACUGGCUCCAGCUGCAGCAGGCCCAGACCGUGUCUCUCCCCGGCCACUACCAGGCCCUGUGUGAAAACGCUAAGAUGUACGAGCCUGGACAGAGAUACGCCGAGUUUGUCCGUAAUCUUCCCAAAGAUCAGAUACACAUGGAGUCCUUCUCCGUUGAUGAACGGUUUCCUGUGUUCAACAAGCGUUCAACGGGCAGCACCAGUUCCCAUAGUAACCUGUCGCAGGUGUCCCUCAUCUCUGGUGAUGUCCUGAGUGGCGACGAGGUGGAUAGUCCUCUGGGGUCACGACCUGGGGAAAGGUCCAACAGCGCCACGGACAUACAAGGUCUGAGAGGGGGACAGGGCCCGUUGAGAGCCUGGGCAUCAGGUGUCCAGGACAGGGGGAUGUGUAGUGACUCAGAGAGUGCUGGAGGCAGCAGUGAGUCCCAAUCCAUGGACUCCCCCACAGCGAGCCCAGGUGACUUUAAACGCAGACUACCCAGAACCCCCUCCACUGGCACUAUGUCCUCGGCAGACGACCUCGAUGAGAGACAGCCACCUUCACCCUCAGACAAUGGUCUGGGUGAGAUGGUGACAGAGACAGCCAGUUCACCAGGUCCGUUUCGUAAUGCCCAGAUGUCCAAGGCAUCUCAGACACACAAGCUGAGGAAACUCAGAGCUCCGUCUAAAUGCAGGGAGUGUGACAGUCUGGUGGUGUUCCACGGAGCAGAAUGUGAAGAGUGCUCCCUGGCGUGUCAUAAGAAGUGUCUGGAGACUCUGGCCAUCCAGUGUGGUCAUAAGAAACUGCAGGGAAGACUACAGCUGUUUGGGAUAGACUUUACCCAGGCAGCGAAGAACAGCCCAGAAGGGAUCCCCUUCAUUAUCAGGAAGUGUACCUCUGAGAUAGAGAACAGAGCGCUCAACCUCAAGGGAAUCUACCGUGUGAAUGGGGCGAAGUCUCGUGUGGAGAAGCUGUGUCAGGCGUUUGAGAACGGCAAAGACUUGGUAGAGCUCUCUGACCUCUCACCCCACGACAUUGCCAACGUGCUCAAACUCUACUUGAGACAGUUACCAGAGCCGUUGAUCCUGUACCGCUACUAUAAUGACUUCAUCGGAUUGGCCAAGGAGAGCCAGAGGGUGAUCAUCGAAGAGAAGGCUGUAGCCAGGGCCCUCCAGGACCAGGGGCGGACAGGGGGUGAACAACCCCGACCAGGAGGCAACCAGCCUCGGGUAGAGGGAGAGCAGCCUCCCCUGACAACCAGCCAACCUGGAGGAGGAGAGCUGCCCAAACAGCCCAGUAUCAAACUCAACAGAGUCAUCUUUAAGAUUAGAGACCUGUUACGACAGCUUCCUCCUGCACACUACAGGACCCUCUGCUUCCUCAUGGCACACCUACAUAGGGUGACGGAGCAGGCAGAGGAGAACAAGAUGACAGCCAGUAAUCUGGGCAUUAUCUUUGGCCCUACGCUGGUCAAACCCCGACAGACUGACGCAGAGGUCUCCCUCUCUUCUCUGGUUGACUACCCCUACCAGGCUCUGAUGGUGGAGCUGCUGGUACGUCAUUUCCAGGUGAUCUUUGACUUGUCCAGCCCCUCUUCCCACCCCCCCACCACCACCUCCACGGUGGGCCAGACCUCCCCCCGACUCACCCCUCAGGAGAAGGAGCAGAGACUCAGCCCCUCCUCCUACCCCCCCACCACCACCUCCACGGUGGGCCAGUCCUCCCCCCGACUCACCCCUCAGGAGAAGGAGCAGAGACUCAGCCGCCACUCCACCUCCCUGCUCGACAUGAAGGAGCAGAGUGCCAAAGUCGACAAGAGGCACUCGUCAGUCAUCCAGUCCUCUCAAACCCUGGAUGAUGUGAGAGAGGUGAAGACAGACAGGAGAGAGUUAACAGCCGGCUCCUCCUCCUCCGCUGCUGGCUCCUCCUCCUCUGCUGCUGCUGUCUCUGCCUCGGUCCAGAGAUCUACCCUGGUGUUUGGCCGUCCCAGCCUCAACCUCUCCUCCUCUGCUACGGCCCCGAAGGUCAAGCUCCGGCCCCAGCGCGCUAGAAUCCUGUCUCGACCAAUCAGCAUGCCCCUGGAGCGCUUGCCCCUCCCCACCCCCUCACAGGUGCUCGACAGAAACAGCCGUAACAACAACGCUGCCAUCACGUUGGAUCCCACCGCUAACACCAUCGUGGAGUCAGCCGAGCCGGAGAAGCCUCGGAUUGGUGGGGGGUCAAGGGUCAGUACCUAUUACAUCGACACCCAGCAGGCCGUGCAGCGGAGGCCCUGGGACAGGAAGUACAAACACUACGACGUCACGCCACGCACCGCCAUGAUCAUGGCUAACUUACCGCCGGCCGGUACUGGCCCUGGCCCAAAACCGGGGAAACAGCCGACGAUGCCGACACAACUGUCCGUGUCUGGGCCAACCAGCUCUGCUCUCCCAUCCAGUAGUAGUUUCAGCACUAUAUUCCCCAACAACCCAUACACAGUGUCGUUGAAGGCUGGCCAGGCGUCCACAAGAGACAGAGAGGAGACUAAGGAUAGGCCUAACUCUGCUGCUGGAGGUGGUGGGGAGACCAGAACAUCUACCAACUCCCCCAUGAAGUUCAGACAACCAAGGAUUCUGCAGCCUCCACCCGGAACCUUCUAUAAGCCUUCUGGUUAUUCAGGCGCCAGAGGCUGGCCAUCAUUAAGUACCUCUGGGACCACUAGCCUCACCAAAAUGUCCCCAACUUCUCCUACUGUUAAAGCCUCUUCCCAGACUUCUCCUACUGUUAAAGCCUCUUCCCAGACUUCUCCUACUGUUAAAACCUCUUCCCAGACUUCUCCUACUGUUAAAACCUCUUCCCAGACUUCUCCUACUGUUAAAACCUCUUCCCAGACUUCUCCUACUGUUAAAACCUCUUCCCAGACUUCUCCUACUGUUAAAACCUCCUCCCAGACUUCUCCUACUGUUAAAGCCUCUUCCCAGACUUCUCCUACUGUUAAAACCUCCUCCCAGACUUCUCCUACUGUUAAAGCCUCUUCCCAGACUUCUCCUACUGUUAAAACCUUCUCACCAACCUCCCCUACUGUUAAAACCUUCUCACCAACCUCCCCUACUGUUAAAAUUUUCCCAACCUCCCCUACUGUUAAAACCUUCCCAACCUCCCCUACUGUCACUGCUCCUCUACCCCUCUCUUCCUCCCAAUCCUCCAGCAUGACUUUCUCCUCUUCUCCUAUGGUUACCACCACCACCCCAUCCCCUACUGCCACCUACAUCCUUCAAACCUCACACCUCCCCACACACACCCUACAGGACUCUGUGGACAGCUCUGUUAGUGUUGACCCCGAGGUCACGACCUCCGCUGACCUUUCCCCCCGCCAGUCCCCUCCCCCUAGCAGCCCAGAGGACCCCAGCUCGACCGAGGUCGUCCCGCUGCAACAAAGACUGAGACCCCGGCCCAGACCCGGCGCUCGCCUGCAGGAGUUAGAACACAGAGAGGCCCAUUUUGUCUGAACCGUAAAAGUAGACUUUAGUAGUCUGACAUCAUCACACACAGACAGGGCCACUUCCUGCUUACAAAAAAAAAAAAAAAAAAACAUUGGCCAAGACUGCUGGUAUGUCUUUAAGAAUAGGGAGGGCAUCACUUGGGAAGAACCAAUGGUGGAACUGUUGGGAGAUAUUUGGGAGAACGUUGCU
Oncorhynchus mykiss (rainbow trout) is the source of this 5629-nucleotide messenger RNA. RefSeq names its product rho GTPase-activating protein 29. Gene Ontology annotation, cellular component: cytoplasm. The record is from RefSeq and is a predicted model, not a curated record. Lineage: Eukaryota; Metazoa; Chordata; Actinopteri; Salmoniformes; Salmonidae. Gene Ontology annotation, molecular function: GTPase activator activity. Gene Ontology annotation, biological process: activation of GTPase activity; signal transduction.